Oncorhynchus keta (chum salmon) is the source of this 2100-nucleotide messenger RNA. RefSeq names its product probable Bax inhibitor 1. Gene Ontology annotation, cellular component: mitochondrial membrane. Gene Ontology annotation, molecular function: enzyme binding. The record is from RefSeq and is a predicted model, not a curated record. The coding region runs from base 208 to 921 and encodes 237 amino acids. The transcript is spliced from 10 exons. NCBI's taxonomy places the organism in Eukaryota, Metazoa, Chordata, Actinopteri, Salmoniformes, Salmonidae. Gene Ontology annotation, biological process: negative regulation of apoptotic signaling pathway; cellular response to unfolded protein; negative regulation of RNA splicing.
GCUUCCUCUCAUCGCCAUAUUUGGUAGUGAGCGGAAACGCCAACCGGAUGCUUCACACUUGUACUAACAGUGAAAUAUCUGGCUCAUCUGUGGAAACAGCUUGCCUUUCGUUAGCUAUUUAAAAAUAUAUCUGUUGCUGAUCGUUGUCCAAAUAUCACCAUCAGGAAAUUUGAAUCCAGGGACAGGGUCCAACCAAGUCCAGACAAGAUGAACAUGUUUGAUCGGAAUAUACAUUUUGAUUGCCUUUUUAAAUUUUCCCAAAUCUCCCGCUCCACUCAGCUGCACCUGAAGAAUGUCUACUCCAGCCUGGCCCUGUGCAUGUUUGUGGCUGCAGCUGGAGCCUACGUCCACGUCAUCACCAGACUAUUCCAGGGUGGGCUGUUGACAAUAAUGGGCUCCCUGGCCAUGAUGGUCUGGCUGAUGAUGACCCCCCACUGCCCUCAGACGGAGAAGAAGAGACUGGCUAUCCUCUCUGGCUUUGCCUUCUUCACAGGUGUUGGUUUGGGCCCAACCAUGGAUUACAUAAUCUCUAUUAACCCUAGCAUCAUAGUUACAGCCUUCCUGGGGACCUCCAUCAUCUUUGUGUGCUUCACACUGAGUGCUCUUUACGCCCAGCGUAGGAGCUUCCUCUUCCUCUGGGGUACUCUGACAUCGGGAUUGUCCAUCCUGCUCCUGGUCUCUUUCCUCAACAUGUUCCUGGGGUCUGUCAUGUUGUUCAAGGCUCACAUAUACCUUGGCCUGGCCAUCAUGUGUGGAUUUGUGCUAUUUGACACUCAACUCAUCAUUGAGAAGGCUGAGAUGGGAGACAAAGACUACAUAUGGCACUCUGUGGAUCUCUUCUUGGACUUUGUGACUAUCUUCAGGAAGCUAAUGGUUAUUCUGGCCAUGAAUGAGAAGCAGGACAACAAGAAGAAGAAGUAAAUUAAGUGGAGGAAAGAUCUGUGACCUGGAAUUGCAUCAGGAGUGCGUCUGGUGCAUUCGCCUUAACUGCUUGAUCAUUAUGAAUUAUUUAGACCAUGAUUUGAUUUUGUUCUUUGGUAUAUUGUCUUAAUUUUUAGGAACCGAUUGGUUGCAUUUGGAAUUUGACUUUGGCGUAAGGUUUGAUGUCUUUGAGCUUUGAUGUUAAAGGUCUAGAAGUCCCAUUUUGAAGGGACCGUGUAGUUGCUUUGAAGUAAUUAACACAGACUUAUUUUGAUAGUUAUUUUCACAUUGUGUUGAGGAGACGAUUAUAAAACAAUAUAUAUUUUCCAUGUGAACAAUGCCUCAAAUUAUUAAAGGCCACUUUUUAUAUACCUAAUGAUAAGUACAAUGACAGUUUGCAUUUGUGGGACCUCUUCAGCAGCUGUUAAUAUAAUGGAAAUGGAUACAUUUACUGCAAAGAGGAUGACAAUUCUGUGAAUAUUAUCUGUUCAGUUGGGAAUUCUGCCACUUAAAUAACCCCCCACACCAUAUUAGUCUCAUAACAAUGACAUCGCAGGAUUUCAGCGUUGUGAUGAAUGAAGAACAUGAGUUCGUAGGGUGGUCAUUUACAUGGUUUAUCAUUGUUAUUAGCAUACCGGUAUAAGAAAUAUUACUACUUCUAUUACAGUACAAUCCCUUUCUCGGACAUUUAUUUUAUGUCUGUUAACUGAUCAGAGUAAUUUACUGGUUUCAUUUAAGACAUUGUUUUUCUCAAAGUGAGGAUGCUCUUAUAUUAGUAUUUUUAUUUUGUAGGUUGUCAUUUAGGGGAUGUUAUCAGUUUUUUUUAUAAGAUGCAAGCGAUUGCAUUCGAGGAUUUUAAUCAUGUUAAAUAUCCAGACCUGGCCCAAAGCACCUCAAUCAACAUAACAAAUGAUUGCUAUAGGAGUUGUAUGGUAAUUGCUGGUGGUGUUGUCCGCUAUGGUGUCUAGAAAGUGAUAUAUAUAUUGAUUGACUUGUGUUGAGAAGUGUGAUAUAUUUUCCAGAUAUUUCUUUUGUCAAGCUUGUUCUGUCUUUUCCUUAAAAAAAGAUUUGGUGCUUGAAACGGGUGAACAGUAGAGAACCUGUAUUUCAUGUGCUAUGGAUUUUAUUUUAUGUAUUGAGGUGAAAUGAAAUAAAUAUAUCCCACUCAUCUUAAAAGAA